This is a messenger RNA of Pochonia chlamydosporia 170, 834 nucleotides long. Its product is annotated as C6 transcription factor. Gene Ontology annotation, molecular function: catalytic activity. The record is from RefSeq and is a predicted model, not a curated record. Lineage: Eukaryota; Fungi; Ascomycota; Sordariomycetes; Hypocreales; Clavicipitaceae. Bases 1 to 834 code for a protein of 277 amino acids. The transcript has a single exon.
AUGGCCAACAACUACGCCAAGGCCCUCAAGGCCCUGCACGUCCCAUCCAAACCCAUCGUCUUCGCCAACAUCUGGGACAUCCCCUCGCUCAACGCCAUCAGCACCCUCAACACCCCAUCCAGCAAGCUCGUCCAAGGCGUCGCCACCGCAUCCUGGGCCAUUGCCGCCGCCAACGGCGUGCAGGACGAAGAGCUCACCGCCGAGCAAAACCUCGAAGCCAUCAAGCGCAUUGCCCCAUUCGCCGCCAAAGCAGGUCUACCCAUCAGCACCGACCUGCAGGACGGCUAUGGCUCUCGCAUCGCUGACAUCGUCACUCAAGUCGUGAAAGCGGGUGUUGCAGGCGCCAACAUUGAGGAUUCUAUUCCCUCUGCAGGUUUCGGGAAGGGCAUCUCGGGCUCGCUCUACAGCGUGGAGGAGCAGGUUCAGAGGCUCAAGACUGCGCUCAAGGCUGCGGCGGACGCUGGGACACCAGACUUUGUGCUCAAUGCUCGGUGCGACAUAUUUUGCUUGGAAAAUGAUAUUGAUGAUGACACGAGGGUCAAAGAGGCUAUUAAGAGGGGGAAGGCGUAUCUGGAACUGGGUGCCACGACGGUGUUUUACUGGGGAGGUCCUCGCGGUGGCAUGACGAGGCAGCAUUUGGAGACAUUGGUGAAGGAGUUGGAUGGUCGGGUUGCAGUCUUGUUUUCUGCGUAUCCGGGUGUUAAGAGUACGACUGAGUUGGCGGAAUUGGGUGUGGCAAGAGUGAGUAUUGGGCCGGGAUUGUUCAGAGUUGCUAUGGGGGCUGUGAAGGCGGCUGCUGAGAAUAUGUUGACGGGAGGGACUUUGGCUCCGUGA